Molecule: messenger RNA, 450 nt
Organism: Alternaria arbusti
Lineage: Eukaryota; Fungi; Ascomycota; Dothideomycetes; Pleosporales; Pleosporaceae
Exons: 1
Coding region: 1-450 (149 amino acids)
Source: RefSeq, a predicted model, not a curated record
AUGCUGAACAUCUGCCCUACAUACCUGACCAGCAUCUUCUUCGCCAUCACCGCUACAUCCCCCGUCAACACGCCCACAAGAGAUACCAUCGUAGUCCAAGUAAUUCCAGCCACUGGCGGAGGAUUCAGCGGCAGUAACGCCGACCUACACACCUUCACCGAUCCAAACUCCCCUUUCUGCGAUGGCAAAGUAGGCCGGCCCGGCGGCGUCUACAUCUGCCCCGGUCCAAACUUCACGCCUUCUGCAACUCAAACAUGCAAGUGGUGGCCACCUCCUGCUGCUGCUGACGAAACGGUCUGCAUUUCUUACCAAAAGGAGAUCGGUCUUGCUCUAAGCCGUCCUCAGUCCAUCGGACCUGACCCGGGUGGCUACUGCCUUCUAUACCAGGAACCGGAUUGUAAGAAUGGGGCACAAGCUCAUAUCAUAACUAAUGGACAAACGUACAAGUAA